AUGGUGCUGUUCGCGCAGUCCGAGUACAAGUACUUCGAUCCCAUCCAGUUCUUCAACUACGACUCGUAUCUGCAGCUCGACGUCGAGAUGGUCGGCACGACACUGUUCUUCUACCCGUUCGGCCUGGACCUCGGCGUGUUCGGCGGGCCCCUGCAAGUGCAGUACAGCUUCUUCAUGGGCACCAUUCACUUCGGCAAGGGGCGAGACUCGGGGUCAGAGCACAUCAUCGAGAAACAGGGCUAUGCCGCCGAGGUGCAGUUAAUCCACACCACAGAGAUAAUGAGCGAUAACGACUGUCUUAAGGAAGCCAACGGUCUGCUAGUGCUUGUCAUACUUUUUGAGGAGACAAGUGACGACAACGAGGACCUGGCUCCGUUCCUGGACGCCAUACAGGAGCUACACGGCGACGAACAGGGCCUGCACACGACGACCGAAAUCCUGAUGUCGUCGCUUAUACCGCGCAGCACGCUCGAGUACUACAUCUACCCGGGCUCCCUGUCCUUCCCGCCGUGUACCGAGCGAACCAUCAACGUCGUCUUCCAGAGGACCGUUCCCAUAGGCCAGAAACAGGCACGCGCCGCUUCGAGAGAUCGUCGCACGCGGUCUAAAAACCUGGAGGAGAUGCGCAAGCUGCGCUGGCGUCUGGGCGGGGACACAUCGUGCACCAGCCUGCUGGCGGGCAACUUGCGACCCGUCACCGGCGAAGGUCGCGUCGCCAAGUCGACGCGCACCGUGUUCCGAUCGUUCUUCUCGUUCACCUCCUCCUCUCCCUCGACCAACGCCCCGUCGCACACCGUCCCUGCUGUGGCCGCAGUCUUCGCGGCGUCGGCGUGCUUCCCUGCGGCCUGA
Molecule: messenger RNA, 849 nt
Organism: Dermacentor silvarum
Lineage: Eukaryota; Metazoa; Arthropoda; Arachnida; Ixodida; Ixodidae
Product: carbonic anhydrase 1
Exons: 5
Coding region: 1-849 (282 amino acids)
Cellular component (GO): plasma membrane
Molecular function (GO): zinc ion binding; carbonate dehydratase activity
Source: RefSeq, a predicted model, not a curated record